CAGUCCAGUCUGGCCGCUCUUAUAAAAAAUCUGGUUUCAGUGCUUGGUUUCACUGCUUGAACCAGUAUCAUGUAAGAGAAGGAAUAAAUACACCUGCUUAGAGAACCAUCAGCACAAAGAUUCAUCAGUAAGGUGCCAUGGAGAGACCGCGGAUGUUGUGUGGGUGGAUGCCAUGAUCCACUGCCACAGCUGAAACUGGGCCACAGGGACAGCACCAUGACCCUGUCUGAAACCAAAACCCAGGAGAGGGGCCAAUGGGGAAGUAAAAUCGAGUACUUCCUGGCCAUGGCAGGAAACAUCAUUGGCCUGGGGAACGUGUGGAGGUUCCCAUACCUGUGCUACAAGAAUGGAGGAGGUGUGUUCCUUGUACCCUACGUGCUGUUCCUUUUCACCUGUGGCGUUCCCCUCUUCCUUCUGGAGACGUCCCUGGGCCAAUACACCAGCCAGGGUGGAAUUACCUGCUGGAGGAAAAUCUGCCCCCUCUUUGAAGGAUUGGGCUAUGGCAGUCAGGUCCUUGUUCUGUAUGCCGGCAUCUAUUACAUCAUCAUUCUGGCCUGGGCGUUCCUCUACCUCUUCUCCUCCUUCAGCUCUGAGCUCCCCUGGGCCUCCUGCAAAAACACCUGGAAUACAGACACCUGCAUUGAGUUUGACCAGGAGAACCUCACAGACCUCAUUCCCCAGAAGACCACAUCACCUGUGAUGGAAUUCUGGGAGAGGAGGGUGCUGGGGCUGUCUGCGGGCAUUGAGGAGAUGGGCAGUGUGAGAUGGGAGCUUGCUCUGUGUCUUCUGCUAUGCUGGAUCAUCUGUUACUUCUGCGUUUGGAGGGGGGUGAAGUCCACAGGAAAGGUGGUGUACUUCACUGCCACCUUCCCCUAUGUGAUGCUGCUGGUGCUGCUGGUCCGAGGCCUCACGCUACCGGGGGCCAAAGACGGCAUCAUCUUUUACCUGUACCCAGACCCACCCCGGCUUGCCGACCCACAGGUGUGGCUGGAUGCUGGGAGCCAGAUACUCUACUCCUAUGGACUUUGUAAUGGCUGUCUGACAGCACUAGGCAGUUACAACAAGUACAACAACAACUGCUACAAAGACUGUUUCUACCUGUGCCUUCUGAACAGCGGGACCAGCUUUGUGGCGGGCUUUGCCAUCUUCUCAGUGCUGGGCUUCAUGGCGCGUGAACAGGGGGUGGACAUCUCAGUGGUAGCCGAAUCAGGUCCUGGCCUGGCUUUCAUUGCAUACCCUCGGGCUGUGGCUAUGAUGCCUGUACCCCAACUAUGGGCCAUCUUCUUCUUCAUCAUGAUCAUCUUACUGGGGCUAGACAGUGAGUUUGUGAAUCAGGAGUCACUGGUCACAGCGGUCUCAGACAUGUACCCUUCCUUCUUUCAAGUUGGCCACCGGCGUAAACUCCUCCUUCUGCUCAUCAGUGUGGUCAGCUUCUUCAUUGGCCUGGUGAUGGUCACAGAGGGAGGCCUGUAUGUCUUCCUGCUGUUUGAUUACUACGCCUGCAGUGGGAUGGCCCUGCUUGUGUUUGCGAUCUUCCAGUCUGUGUGUGUUGGCUGGAUCUACGGUGCUGACCGUCUGUAUGACAACAUUGAGGAUAUGAUUGGCUAUCGGCCCUGGCCCCUAAUGAAGUACUGCUGGCUGUAUAUCACCCCAGUUAUGUGCAUUGGCACCUUCAUUGCCUCCCUGGUCAAGUACACACCCCUCACGUUUGACAACAGCUAUGAGUUUCCCUGGUGGGGCUACCUCAUCGGUGGGGUCCUAACUCUCUCCUCUACUCUCAUGGUGCCUGUCUGGAUGCUGUAUGUUAUGUGUGUAACACCUGGGACACUGCGACAGAAAGUGGAAGCGCUCUGCACCCCAGCAAAGGACUUGCCCCAGCCUGGAACGGUCAAGGGGUCUCUGAGCCCCCAAACCUUUGAGACUUUCACGGAGCUGUGCACUCUGCGCCCCAGCCGGACGUCUGGGGCUUCCUCUCAAACAGGAGGCCAGCGCAGCCUUGCUUCCACACCCACAGGCCACUUUCACUGGGUUUAAGGAAAUGAAGUUGCGAAAGUGGCUCCUACAGCGCCCCCUGCUGUCAUCACUCCGCUCCCUCCCUUCUGCACCUCGCACAAAGCUUUGUUGGCAAUUUCUUCCCAUUUAGAGUAGAUGUCCUUUUAGAUGGUCCUCAAAUCCACACACAGACCUGGCCCAAAAAUCAGCUGCACCACACAGUUCUAUGAGCUUACGAUGCAGCGAUCACAUCUGUUGUGUGCGGAUUUCCGCAGAUGAACUUCUGUUGGGGGGACGUGUCCAACCUUCAUAUGGGAGGCACACUCUCGAGGGAACAAAUGGUUCUGUUCCCCAUGGUCUUCACAGUCACAAACCAGCUAAUUUUCCUCUGCUUCUAGCAAGGCUAUGUGUUGAUUGGCUGCCAAGGAGUAGUAGUCAGCCAAUCAAUGUUGGUCAUUACAGUAAUGAGUAGAGUGGUAUUAUCAGAUGCAGCAUCGGGACCAAGGUGUCUGCGACCCGCAGAGGUUACAGGGUAUCUGAAUGCAAGAAGCUGAAAGAGCUGUGAUUACUGCACGUCAGUGUUAACCUUUGGCACUGGAUUUAUGUUUCAUUCUGAUUCAACAUUUCAGAACAUAUGUGUUAGUGAUUUGGUUCAGUGAUAUUCAAUAUUAAGUCAUUGAGGUUGAAGUUGGUGGAAAAAAAACUUUGUUUUUUUUAAAAUAUGGAAAUUUGUAUUUAAACGUGUAUUUAGAGAGCAAUUAUAUAAAAUACACUAUUUUUGACAGUUCCCAAGCAAAAUGACGUACAAAUGGCUGCACCAUCAUUCUGAAAUAAAUCUUCCACCUGACCUAAUAGUACAUUUCUGUCUGCCAUUUGUUACUUAAGCCCCCCCCCCCCC
Megalops cyprinoides (Indo-Pacific tarpon) is the source of this 2890-nucleotide messenger RNA. It is a transcript of the gene slc6a22.2, whose product is annotated as solute carrier family 6 member 22, tandem duplicate 2. The record is from RefSeq and is a predicted model, not a curated record. Gene Ontology annotation, cellular component: membrane. Gene Ontology annotation, biological process: sodium ion transmembrane transport. Lineage: Eukaryota; Metazoa; Chordata; Actinopteri; Elopiformes; Megalopidae. Bases 217 to 2034 code for a protein of 605 amino acids. The transcript has 15 exons.